This is a messenger RNA of Austrofundulus limnaeus, 1607 nucleotides long. Its product is annotated as noelin-2. Lineage: Eukaryota; Metazoa; Chordata; Actinopteri; Cyprinodontiformes; Rivulidae. The record is from RefSeq and is a predicted model, not a curated record. Gene Ontology annotation, biological process: signal transduction.
GUCCAGAAUGUGAGUCAGUCUCUGGAGGUGGUGGACCUGAGGACAUCCAGAGACCUGCAGUACGUUCGAGACUCUGAGCCCCUGCUGAGACGGGUGGAUGGACGUUUACACACUUACGUGGAAAAUCCUCGCACUCUAACAACCAAGGGCCUCCAGGAGCUGAAGGGUCAGGUGUCUCAGCUGCGGCCCCUCCUGUCAGUGGUGGAGCAGUACAGACUGGACCUGCAGACGCUGGCCACCCUGCGGUCAGAGCUGCUCAACCUAUCCAUCAUCCUGACAGCUAUUCAGGAGGAGAUUGGGGCGUACGACUACGAGGAGCUUCAGCAGAGGGUGUUGCUGCUGGAGACCAGGCUGCACAGCUGCAUGAACAAACUGGGUUGUGGUCGUCUGACUUCUGUGAGCAACCCGAUUACAGUGAAAGCUUCGGGGUCCCGCUUCGGCUCCUGGAUGACUGACGCCAUGAUCCCCAGCUCCGACAGCAGGGUUUGGUCGAUGGAUGGCUACUAUAAAGGCAGGCGGGUGCUGGAGUACCGGACCAUGGGGGACUUCACAAAGGGCCAGAACUUUGUCCAGCAUCUGUUGCCCCACCCUUGGGCAGGAACCGGUCAUGUGGUCUACAAUGGGUCCCUCUAUUACAACAAGCACCAAAGCAACAUCCUGAUCCAGUACCAUUUCCGCUCUCGCAGCGUGUUGCUGCAGCGCAGCCUGAGUGGAGCUGGAUACAACAACACUUUCCCCUACAGCUGGGGGGGUUCCUCUGACAUCGACCUGAUGGCUGAUGAGACUGGACUGUGGGCCGUCUACACCUCCAUCCCAAACGCAGGAAACAUAAUGGUGAGUCGUCUGGACCCUCGAUCGCUGGAAAUUCUCCGGAGCUGGGACACUGGAUUUCCAAAACGCAGCGCCGGGGAGGCCUUCAUGAUCUGCGGCACCCUUUACGUCACCAACUCCCACCUAGCCGGCGCCAAGGUCCAUUUCGCCUACCACACCAACACCUCGUCAUACGAGUACACUGACAUCCCCUUCCACAAUCAGUACUCCCACAUCAGCAUGAUGGACUACAACCCCAGAGAAAGAGCACUGUACACAUGGAACAAUGGCCACCAGGUGCUCUACAACGUCACGCUGUUCCACGUCAUCCGGAGUGACGGCUAGAACGACGGSAGCUUUUCAAAUGCACUUCAGAARAACGCACAAUGGCUAUUUGCAUCAACAGUUAAAAUGAUUACCACUUGUGUUUGAGUUUGAAUGGCUUCCAGACUGCUGAGCUAAUAACAGGACAAAAUACAAGACUCUUGAACACCAGAAUCAUGGGGACAUGUGAGCGUAUUCAUCUCAGCCUGAUAGAACAAACAAAGUGGAAAUAUUUUCAGCUCAUCCUUAUUCUGUUUUGUUUCAGUCCACUCGUAGAUCAAGAGGUAAUUUUGGAAGCUGAGGGGAUACUGAACAAUAAUACAAAUAGUAAAGUUGUUUUUUUUUUUUUWACCUCACUUUAACCAUCAGGCUUUGAUGACAGCCCUGUUGGACUUGUUCUGGGUUUGUGAUGUGAUUGUCAAUGUGUUAGGUCAGCAUGGUUGUUACUUCAAUAAACUUUAAUGACAAACGUG